UCUGGAGUUUCUAACCUACAAAAGUAGAGAUAUACAACUAGGAUUUUUAGUUCAUAUAAACUUUAGUUUUGUUUAGUGUUCAGUGCCAAAAAAUUAAUGGUCUAUGAAAUUUUAAGAUGAGCCCCAAUGAUAUCAGCCUAAGCUUGACAUUAUUCCAAAUGCUUGUGACCAUCACCUUUGCUAGAGGUCCACAUCAUCCUAGAGGUGAACCAUUAGUAAAAAGGCAUACGCAUUAUACUCCAGGAAAAAAUGCAGAAAAAAUAACUCAAGACUUUGAAUUAUUACAUGAUAAAGAACACAUAGAGGAACAUCUCAAGGAAGUGGCACCUAAAAUAGAUCUAUCAAAGAUGACAGAUGCUGAAAUAGAACUCUUUUAUUUUUUACUCCAUGACACUGAUAAAAAUUCUAAGCUCGAUGGACUAGAGCUUUUAAAUGCUAUUCUUCAUACCACACACGACAAUAGUGGUCAUCAGCAUAUUUACAAUAGAACAUUUGAUGAUGAAAAUGGAAAUGAUAUCGAUAAUCCAGAAAUGAGUGAGGGUAGUUUUGAGCAUUUUGUUGAUUUGGUGGAUCAAGUUCUGAAAGAAGACGACAAAAAUCAAGAUGGCUACCUUGAUUAUACUGAAUAUGUGGAUGGAAAAAAGACGGCUGAUCGAUUAGCUGAUAAACUACCUUCUGUUGAACUUACCUAGAUUAUAGAUUCUAGAAUCACGUUACAUUACUGAGGAUUUUCAAAUUUGUCACAAGAGAAGAUGUCUAUAGAGAAUACAAAUUUUCUAGAAUGUGUAUUAGAUAUAGGUAUAGGCAUGAUUUAGAGAAGUAAAACUUUUAUACGAUGUUUAGGUAUAAUAGGUUAAUUAUUUGUAAUAAAUUUAGUGAAUAAAUAAAUUUGUUGGUUGUUGCUAA
This is a messenger RNA of Ceutorhynchus assimilis (cabbage seed weevil), 906 nucleotides long. The record is from the annotation of a GenBank genome assembly. NCBI's taxonomy places the organism in Eukaryota, Metazoa, Arthropoda, Insecta, Coleoptera, Curculionidae.